AUGAAAUUUCCAAUUGAAUGCCCAAGGAAACAAGUUAACUGGGACCUCGAACAAGUGGCGGUCCAGACCAACUUGGUCCCUCCGAAAAAGGUCCAGUCCGGCAUGGCAAAGUCGAGUCUAGUCCAGGCCAGCGUGGCCACCAUGCAGAACCCCAUGGGCUGCGACCCCAAGGCCAAUGGUCAUUGCCCACUGCCACGCCUGUCCAUCUCCUCCCGAUCGGCCAGCGUGGUGGCCAGCAUGGAUGCCAGCUGUGACGGCAUGGCCGCAGCGCUCCACUCAGUGAUGAAGUGGAAGACAGUGCUGGCGGUGUUCAUUGUGGUCGUUCUCUACCUGGUUUGUGGCGGUCUGGCAUUCAGGGCACUGGAGCAGCCGUUUGAGAGCAACCAGAAGAACAGUAUCACUCUGGAGAAGGCGUUGUUCUUGAAGAAACACCUCUGUGUUUCUCCUAAAGAGCUGGAGGCACUCAUCAAGCAUGCAAUAGAUGCUGUGAGUGCUGGAGUCAGUCCUAUUGGAGACACAUCACACAAUUCCAGUUACUGGGACUUGGGCAGUGCCUUCUUCUUCGCUGGAACUGUUAUCACAACAAUCGGUUAUGGAAACAUAGCUCCAAGCACGGAGGGCGGGAAAAUCUUUUGCAUCCUUUAUGCCAUAUUUGGCAUCCCUCUCUUUGGCUUCUUGUUGGCGGGGAUUGGUGACCAGCUGGGCACCAUCUUUGUGAAAAGCAUCUUGAGGGUUGAGAAGAUAUUUAGGCAAAAACACAAACAGAUCAGCCAGACUAAGAUCAGAGUGACGUCCACCAUCCUGUUCAUCCUGGCUGGCUGCAUUGUCUUUGUCACCAUCCCUGCUGUCAUCUUUAAACACAUUGAGGGCUGGACCGCUCUGGAGGCCAUCUACUUUGUUGUGAUAACACUCACCACAGUGGGAAUAGGAGACUAUGUGGCAGGUGGUAACAGUGUGAUCCCCUAUAUGAGCUGGUACAAGCCUCUGGUGUGGUUCUGGAUCUUGGUGGGUUUGGCGUACUUUGCGGCCGUCCUCAGCAUGAUUGGAGACUGGCUUCGAUUAUUGUCUAAAAAGACCAAAGAAGAGGUUGGGGAGAUUAAAGCUCAUGCAGCUGAAUGGAAGGCAAAUGUUCGAGCGGAGUUCCGUGAAACACGGCGGCGCCUGAGUGUUGAGAUCCAUGACAAGCUCCAGCGAGCUGCCACCAUCCGCAGCAUGGAGCGCCGGCAGCUCGGCCUGGAACAGCGAGCUCACUCCCUGGACAUGCUGUCUCCAGAGAAGCGGGCCUUGUUCGCCAGCCUGGAUGCCGGCCGCUUCAAGACUUCCUCUCAGGAGAGUAUCGACACCAAGCUCAACAACCUGAGGCUGAAGGGGGCCUGUGAGCCGUACAACCAUCAAGGGACUGAGCAAACGCCACAGACAGCGUCUUCCUCUGAAGAGAAUCUCUUCAACCUGCGCUGUGGAUCCCUCACCAAGCUGGCCAGACGCAACAAGAACCGCGAGCUGCGGAGGAACAUUAAUGAAGAUGUGCGACGGGCUAGUGUAUGUGUAAACAAUGGCAGUGUCAUGCUGGGUGAGGAGAGGACGGAAGAAGAAGAAGAUGGAGAGCCAGAUGAGGAAAACAGAGAGCGAAAAGAGAGAAACACCAGUCUGACAAACCUGUCACAGAAUGCAAUGGAGCGCAGCAAGUUGAAUAAGUUCACACCGGUGCAGGCCAAAGAUAGCGACCCACUAGGCAUUGAAUGGAAGAGUGCUUUAGAGACAGAGAGAGAAACAGAGUGAAAGAUAGAGACAGAUACCGAACAAGAGUGCAUGGAACUUUUGAGAUGUCAGUAAAUGUGCCUUUCUGUUUCCCAUGCUUCGA
Molecule: messenger RNA, 1861 nt
Organism: Cyclopterus lumpus (lumpfish)
Lineage: Eukaryota; Metazoa; Chordata; Actinopteri; Perciformes; Cyclopteridae
Gene: kcnk10b
Product: potassium channel, subfamily K, member 10b
Exons: 7
Coding region: 1-1779 (592 amino acids)
Biological process (GO): stabilization of membrane potential; potassium ion transmembrane transport
Cellular component (GO): membrane
Molecular function (GO): potassium ion leak channel activity
Source: RefSeq, a predicted model, not a curated record